Messenger RNA from Drosophila arizonae, 590 nucleotides. It is a transcript of the gene Npc2d, whose product is annotated as Niemann-Pick type C-2d. NCBI's taxonomy places the organism in Eukaryota, Metazoa, Arthropoda, Insecta, Diptera, Drosophilidae. The record is from RefSeq and is a predicted model, not a curated record. Gene Ontology annotation, biological process: intracellular cholesterol transport.
UGAAAUAAAACAAUACAAAAUGGAACAGAGAGUGCUCAUCAGUCUAAGCAUUUUGCUUGUCGUUUCUUUUCUGAAUGGGAUCCAGGCUGAGGAGAAAUUGCCCGCCACCGAAGUCAAGCGCUGCUCGGGCAAUAAGCCCUUUCCGCUGGAAGUGCGUGUCGCUGGAUGUGUGGUCCCGCCGUGCAACAUUAUCAAGGGAACAACGCAAAUAUUUGAGAUAGAUUUUGCUGUCGACAAGUAUAUAACGCAGCUGACAGCCCUUGUGAAGGCCACCACACUGGGCUUUAUAACAGUGCCCUACGAGCUGCCCCCAGAUGUAGCCGCCGUCUGUCCAAAUCUCAUGUAUGGUGCUUACUGUCCGUUGUAUCCCACCGAGGAUGUUACCUAUUUGUUUAAGUUCCCAAUUGGUGAUUAUCCCGAGGUUGGUGUCAAAAUUGAAAUCUAUUUGGUGGAUCAGGAUAAAGAUAUAGCCACCUGCUUUGUCUGCGAUAUUAAAGUGAAGAAAGGCCCAGGCAGCACUCGCUACGAGCUCAACUAUCUGAACUAAAGAAUUAUUUUAUAUUAAACCCAUUUAUAUAUCGGCAUAUUAA